Messenger RNA from Cynoglossus semilaevis (tongue sole), 3151 nucleotides. It is a transcript of the gene nop14, whose product is annotated as NOP14 nucleolar protein homolog (yeast). The record is from RefSeq and is a predicted model, not a curated record. Gene Ontology annotation, cellular component: small-subunit processome; Noc4p-Nop14p complex; nucleolus. Gene Ontology annotation, biological process: maturation of SSU-rRNA. NCBI's taxonomy places the organism in Eukaryota, Metazoa, Chordata, Actinopteri, Pleuronectiformes, Cynoglossidae. The coding region runs from base 244 to 2904 and encodes 886 amino acids. The transcript is spliced from 19 exons.
UUACCCGCAGUGUCAAGGAAGACCGAGAGAGGCGCUGUGGUUUCAUCAUACCGGAAGUGUCUCCUUUCUUUUCCUUUGGUUUGAACUUUGACCUGCGGCUCCGCAUGUUGAUGGGCCACUGUAAACCAACGUGGAUGGGAAAACAUAAGUGUUUUUUCAUUUAAUUUCUUCGCUCACAAAACUUAACCAUCUCAUGUUUUAGCGGUUUGGAUUUUCGGAGUAGACCGCUCGGCGCCUACAAAGAUGGGAAAAGUACCAAAGAAGAAGAACCUCGCAGACAAGGUCCGCAAGGCCAAAACCUCCACUGAGAUCAAAAACAACCCGUUUGAGGUGAAAAUUAACAGGAAGAAGUUUGAUGUUCUGGGACGAAAAACCAAGCAUGAUGUGGGUCUGCCUGGUGUAUCUCGAUCCAAGGCCAUUAAUAAGAGGAAAGAGACCCUUCUGAAGGAAUUCAAACAGAAGAACAAAUCCAGCAAGUUCAUUGACAGGCGCUUUGGAGAGUAUGACACCAAGAUGGCGCCGGAAGACAAAAUCCUGAAGAGAUUUGCCAUGGAGAGACAGCGUGUCCACGAGAAGAAGGACAUGUACAACCUGAAUGAGGAGGAGGAGUUGACUCAUUACGGACAAUCACUGGCUGAAAUGGAGAAAUUCACUGACGCUGUUAAUAGCGAUGAUGAGUCAGAGGAGAAAGGCCUUCUGUCUGCUGAGCUGACGGCCUCCCACUUUGGGGGAGGAGGAGGUCUCCUUAGGAGGAAAACAGGAGAUAAGUCUGAGGAGGAAGGAAACCAAAGGGCCAAGUCCAGACAGGAGCUGAUUGAGGAGCUCAUCCAGAAGUCCAAGCAGGAGAAGCGUGAACGGCAGGCUCAGAAAGAGGAGUCUCAGGUGCUGACAGAGAAGCUGGACCAGGAGUGGAAGAACAUCCAGGCCCUAAUAGUGAAGAAGACACCCAAGGCUGACAAACCAGAGGAAAAGCCCAAGCUGGACGAAUAUGACAUGAGGGUCAGAGAGCUGGGCUUUGAGAUGAAGGCUCAGCCCUCAGAGAAGAUGAAGACCCCAGAGCAGCUGGCCAGGGAGGAGAGGGAGAAGCUGCAGAAACUAGAGGCGGACCGGCUGAGGAGGAUGAUGGGAGAUGAGGCUGUUGACAGCGCACCGACUCGGAAUCACAUUUCUGCUGAUGAUCUUAAUGAUGGUUUCAUCCUGGAUAAAAACGACAAGAAGACAUUGUCCUAUAAGGAUGGAAAGUGGAACAUCGGAGAAGAGGAAGGUGGUGAUGAUGAAGAAGAGGGGGAGAAUGGUGAGGAGGCAGAAUUAGAAGCAGAAGAGGAGGAUGAAGAUGAGGAAGGAGAAGAAGAAGAGGAAGAAGGCGAAUUGGAGGAUGAAGGAGAUGAGGAGGAAGAAGGGAGUGAAUUGGAGGAAGAAGGAGAUGAGGAGGAGGAGGAGGGGGGUAGUGAGGCAGAUGGCCACUCUGACCUGGACUCUGAUCAGGAAAGUGAAGAUGAGGGAAAAGUACAGAAGGACGAAGAGGAGGAUGGUGCUAAAUCAAAGAGUCUGACCAAGGAGGAGGUGAAGGCUCAGCAGGAGGCUGCCAAAGCAGAGCUCCCCUACACGUUCACUGCUCCAGAGAGCUACAAUGACCUGAAAGAUCUGCUCAGUGGCCACACCUCUGACAACCAGCGCCUCAUUGUGGCCAGAACUCAGAAGUGCAACCACCCCAGCCUGGCUGUAGGGAAUAAGCUCAAACUGCAGAAACUGUUUGGUUUUCUGUUGGAGUACAUUGGAGAACUGGCCACUAGAAGUCCACCUGAGCUGAGGACCAUCGAUAAACUCAUCCCAGAGCUGUACGCCCUGUGUCAGAUGUUUCCAGAAGCAGCCUGUAAAGCCAUGCAGACCGUCCUGGCAGAUGAUGCUCACAGCAUGGAGGAGGUGCUUGAGGUCAAAGGGCGAAUCCCUUUCCCAUCCUUAGAAAUGCUGAUUUACCUGAAGGUGACGGCGCUGCUGUUUCCAACCUCUGACUUCAGACACCCAGUCACUACUCCAGCUCUGCUCUACAUCAGCCAGGCUCUCACUAAGUGUCCAGUGAGAUCCUUACAGGACGUCACGUCUGGUUUACUGCUGUGCUGUCUGGCCGUGGAGUAUGUCUCGUUUUCAAAGCGCUUUGUACCCGAGCUCAUCAACUUCCUGGCUGGAACUCUCCAUCUGGCUGUGAAGGACAAGACCUCUCUAGGUUACACCGUGGCGCCGCCCUUCAGGUCGUCAGGGAAGAACUGUGACCUGCUGCUGGUGUCUGAUGCUGAAUCAUCUCAGAACUGGAGCAAAAAACAACUGCGUCUGUCUGAUACACAACAUCUAGAGCUCAGGACUGACCUUGACAGAGAUCAUCACAGGUUGAUGUGUUUGUCUACCAGCCUGGACCUGGUGAAGCGCUGCUGUCUACUGUACAAAGAGCUCCCAUCCUUUCCACACAUCUUCCAACCAAUCAGAACACUGCUUUCCAAACACCUUUCAUCUCAAAUGUUACCAGAGUCUCUGCAGGAGCUCCACAGUUCCAUCCUGGAGAACAUCAGCAGUUCCUCCGUUCCUAACAACCGACUGGUGUUUGAGAAGAAGAAACCAAUCCCUCUGAAGCUGUUCACACCCAAGAUAGUCGAAGUGUUGGACUACGGCAAGAAGCGAGGCUGCAGCAAAGAGGAGCGGGACAAGGAGCGACUCAAACACAAGUACAAGAAGGAGUUCAAGGGAGCUUUGAGGGAGAUCAGGAAGGACUCACGAUUCCUGGCCAGAGAGAAGCUCAGUGAGGUCAUGAACAGAGACUCAGACCGGAAGAGGAAGGUGAAGGAGCUGAUGGGCAGCCUGGCCACUCAGGAGGGAGAGUGGAAGGCUCUGAAGAGGAAGAAGAGGAAGUGAAGAGGGAACGAGGGAGAAUUCAAUUCUCAUUGUUCUUCUCCUUUGAACUUCUGGUGUGGAUAAAAAAGCAAAAGAACUCUGAACUGUGUAGGUUCCUUUUCAUAUUCAACGAUACUUCAACAUUUCACACAUUUUAUACCGUUUGAGAAUGAGCUAGGAUCAUGAUGGAGAUCAAGUUUUUAAAUUUCCUGCUGUUUUUUUUUUUAAAUAAGUAAAAGAAAAACCAGUGAAUUCUGAGCUUUGAAGU